UUUGUUUAAUUUACAUUACUUUGUAGAAAUUGUUUUCACUCUCACAAUAAAGAAGCUUUUUUUAGUCAUAUUUUGUUUGUCAAUAAAGCCAAAUUAUAUUGAUCAUGAUUGAUUUACAAAAUCAAUAAGAGGGGAAAACAUCCAAGGGGGUGAAUACAUUUUAUCGGCACAGUAACGUUUUUGGCAUGUUUGCAUUUAAAGUAAAAAAAACAUGACAUAAUACUGAAAAAGAAGUAAAAAAAAUAGCGUUUUAUUUUGUGCUGCUGGAAAUGUCAAAAGAAAGAUGAGAAAAUGAUAACUUGUGAAAUUGUAUUUCACCACAGAAACACUUCUUCCUCAUAUGUAUGAGCACGAUUGCAGAGGUCAGGUCUGUCUCAUUCAGUUCUAACCACAUGCCUGCCUGCUAUUCUAUAUAAGCCAUACUAGUUUCACAGACGCUCUGUUCAAAGGUGUUCAUGCUGAUUUACAGCAGUUGGAGAUGUACGCGGGUGUGAACAGAGGACGUUAUGUGGGUGAUUAUAGCGUCAUCCUUUAAGGCGAGUUUGCACACUUACAGUAAAAGGUACCACAAGAGUUGAAAUCGCACGAAUUAUGUUUUAUGCUAUGCACCAGUUAAAACAUUGUCUAAUGAACUAAAGCAGCGGUUAAAAUGUUAGUCUGUCUUUCUCCCUGAGUGUUACACAAUGUGAUAUUUGUGUGAUAAAGGAAGCAUCGUCCUCAGUACCUGUUCUCCACCCGUCCAACAUGCAAAUAAUGUUAUGAUCAGACGCUUAUUCGCAGUGACUCAAGUUCCUGUUUUCUGCUUAGACCUGUGAUAUUUAUUCCCGCAUGCACUGGCAAAGAUGCAGGGCAUGCUUUGAGACGAUCACUUCUUUUCUUUUUUUCCUCUACCAGGAUACAAAGAUGCCAGGAAUGACUUGGGUUUGAACACAAGUUUAAAUUUCUCUCAAGAAGCAUGAAGUCAUCCUCCUCACAGUGACAGCAUGGAUGCUGGAAGUCCUGAUACAAGCUUUCUGGGAAUUCACUGAACUGCUACUGGACCUGUGCUUAAGAUGAAUGUAGGCAACCACAGCUGUGAAAGCCUUAAAGAUCUACGGGAAUACCAGCACUACAUGUAUGCAGUGGUCUACAGUGUGAUCUUAGCACCAGGCCUGCUGGGUAAUGGGCUGGCCAUCUGGGUGUUUAGGGUUUAUGUGAAAGAAACCAAGAAGGCCGUGGUGUUCAUGAUGAACCUGGCAGUGGCUGAUCUACUGCAGGUGCUCUCUCUGCCCCUGAGGAUCUACUAUUACUUGAAGAACACCUGGCCCUUUGGUCAUCCUCUCUGCAUGAUCUGCUUCUAUCUGAAGUAUGUCAACAUGUACGCCUCUGUCUAUUUCCUGGUGUGUGUUAGCAUUCGUCGCUGUGAGCUCAUCAUGUGUCCCCUGAGGUACAACUCAUCCAGGCGGAAAAGGGACAUGCUCAUCUGUGCCUUCGGCUGGCUGCUAGUCUGCCUGGGCUGCCUGCCCUUCCCACUGCUGAGGAACCCCAGUGGGGUCUUAAUUAAUAAGUCUAAUGAGGCCACCGUGGAGGCGACUACCCCUAUCUCCCCUGUUUGUUUCGCAGAGCUGCCCAUGAGACCGGUCAGCAUUCCAGCAGCCUGGGCACUCCUGAUCCUCGCUGAGCUGCUGGGUUUCAUUAUCCCCCUCAUCCUGGUCUUAGCAUGCACUUUUUGGACUGCUGGUAGCCUCCGAAAGACAACAGCAGGGGCUUUUCCCGACAGAGGGGAGAAAAGGAGAGCAUUACGGAUGGUGCUGAGCUGUGCUGUGGUGUUUUUAUUGUGUUUUGCUCCUUACCAUGCCACCAUGCCGUUGGACUUCUUGGCUAAAUCCAAUGCCCUGAGUAGCUGCACCCUCAGGGACAUGAUUUUUCGAUGCCACCCCAUCGCUCUCUGCCUGGCCAGCCUAAACUGUAGCCUGGACCCGCUCAUGUACUAUUUCACAACGGAUGAAUUCAGGAGGCGACUGAGCAAGCCAGAGAUAGUAGAGGGCAUUACUUUCAGUAGGCGCUUGUCCUGUAUAACUGGAGAAGAGGACCAGGAAGAAGACUAGAUUCUCAGUCAGUGUCUGAAUUUUCAUGUUAUGGACCAGAAGUUUAAACUCACCCACUAAACGCUUAAAACCAGAAACUACACUCACCAGCCACUUCAUUAGGUACACCUCUCUGACUGGGGAAAAAUAGACACAUUAGUGAAUGGGUGCUGGAUCCAAAGAAGCAAAGAGGUCAAAUAAAUGAUGGAAAUGGGAGCUCCCUGUUGUGUUGACCUCCUUGCUUCUUUAAACAGAUGAGGACGAAAUUAUUAUCCCCAGAUGAAAGUUUCAUUUUUUAAAAGUAUUUCCCACGGAAUUUUAACACAGCUUUGCCAAACAUCCUGGUCUUAAUUUGGAUAAUUAUAUUAUUUUACUUUGCAUGCAGAAACAACUUUAUUUUCCAAAAACUACCAGGGUCCAAACUAUUAGCCUCCCCUGAUACUAAUAGUCAGCUGUGUCUCCUUUUUGCUAGAUAACAGACUUUAGUCAUUAGUUGUAGUUUUCAGGGAGUCUCAGACUUGUCUCCUGAGGAAUCCCAGCCCAUUCUUCCUAUGCCAAUCUCCCAACAUCCUCCAGAUCUUUGUGCUAUAGCUCAACAAAAAGGUCACUUCUAAAGGGGGUUUAUAUUUUUGACCCUGGUAGUUUUUUUUUUAUUUUUGAUUGGGUGCAAAGUAAAAUAAUGUAAGCAUCCAAAAUGAAAAUAGGAUGUUUGGAAAAGCGGUGUUAAAAAUUCCUUACUUUGUUUAACAGCUCUUGGAAAUGUGUAAAAAAAUGAAAUUUUCAUGUUGGGAGAGGCUGAUAGUCUCACCCUCAUCUGUACCUGUUCAACUGCUCAUUAAAGCAAAUAACUAUAAACAGCUGAUUACAUGGCAGUAACCAGUGCAUUUAUGCAUGUAGACAUGGUCAAAACAAUCUGCUGAAGUUCAAACCGAGUGUCAGAAUGGAGAUGAAAAGUGACUAAAGGGACUUUAAACACGCCAUGGUUGUUGGUGGUUUGGUAGGUGUUAAUGCUGUUUACACCAAAUUCUGAUACCACAACUCAAAAUCAAGACUCAUCAGACCAAGCACUUUUUCUAACCUUCUUGUGUCCUAUUUUGGAGAUCAUGUCAGAAUUAGCUUGUUCUUUGCUUUUGUUGCUGUAGCCCAUCUGCUUCAACUUGUGCAUCCAGAGAUGUACUUCUGCAUACCUCAGUAGUAACAAGAUUAUUUGAGUUAUUGUUGCAUCUCCUCGAGUGCCCACUUAAGCCUGGCUGCAGAGUCAUGGAAAGUCACACCUCAUGUUAAAAUGCUGUGUUUUUUCAUCAGAAAUAAACAUGUUACUAAGCUGGUUCAAGGAAUGAGUUUGACUUCCACCAUUCUGAUGCCUGUUUUGAACUUCAGCAGAUCAUCUCGACCCUGUCUGCAUGCCUAAAUGCAUUGAAUAAUGCCAUGUUAUUGGCUGAUCAGAUGGCUGCUACAUUACUGAGCAGUUAAACGGGUAUACCUAAUAAAGUGGCAAAUGAGUGCAUAAUGUACAUUUAAAUUUGAUGAAAUAAAAAAGUGUGAUUUUCCCCUAUUUAUUUUCAAUAAAA
Cheilinus undulatus (humphead wrasse) is the source of this 3637-nucleotide messenger RNA. Its product is annotated as probable G-protein coupled receptor 174. Gene Ontology annotation, cellular component: membrane. NCBI's taxonomy places the organism in Eukaryota, Metazoa, Chordata, Actinopteri, Labriformes, Labridae. The record is from RefSeq and is a predicted model, not a curated record. Gene Ontology annotation, molecular function: G protein-coupled receptor activity. Gene Ontology annotation, biological process: phospholipase C-activating G protein-coupled receptor signaling pathway; positive regulation of Rho protein signal transduction. The transcript is spliced from 2 exons. The coding region runs from base 1053 to 2087 and encodes 344 amino acids.